Molecule: messenger RNA, 1495 nt
Organism: Camellia sinensis
Lineage: Eukaryota; Viridiplantae; Streptophyta; Magnoliopsida; Ericales; Theaceae
Source: RefSeq, a predicted model, not a curated record
CUCAUUCUUACUCUCAUAUCUCACUCUCACAGAUCUCACUCCCUCUCACUCUCUCACACACCGCUCAUCUCUCUCGCAAUCGAACAUCGAUCUACAUUCCUUGGUCAAACAUCGAUCUCUGUCGCUCUAGGGCUUUGCUCUAGCUGUUCUUCAUCGAACUCGAACUCGAACUCGAUCUGUUCUUCAUCUCAGAUCAGAUCAUUAUCAUUCUUCGAUUCUCUUCUUCUCUCUUCGAUCUCUCUGCAAAUCUCUCUCUCACUCUAAACUCUGUUUGGAUCUAUCUGUGUUCGAUCAUGGAGAUGGAACGUGUGAUCGAGUUUCCACACGCGCACAUGGAUCGUCGUCCCAGAAAGAGACCACGUUUGGGUUGGGAGGUUGCUCCUUAGGCCCUUAAGGUAUCAAAUCUGUUCUCUAGAUCUCUAAUUUCAUAAUUUUUUUUCUUCUUUUUUUUGGUUCUGUUUUUUGCUAGAUCUGGUUGAAAUUAGAUACGUGGUAGAUCAGGUAUGAGAAAAGGUUUAUGCUUUUAUAAAUCUGUAAAUUUCAUGGUAGAUCGGGUUUGGAUAAAGGUUUUUUUUUUUUAUGUAAAAUCGAUUUUUAUGUAUGAUCUGUAAGUGUCUGUCUUUCUUGGUGGAGAUGCGAAGUUACUUGAGCUAGAAAAGCUUGUUCUUCCUCUUUACUUGAGCGUAUAUCUUCGGGAUUGUUCGAAUCCUUCUGAUCUAAAUCGAUCUAGGGCUCAAGGUAAGGGUUUUCUGACUUGGAUUCGCUAAGUUCACUCAAGAUCUGUAAAAUGUAGGAAUUAACCUAUGUAAGUGAAGUAUAUAUUAAUUAUGUUGUACAGAAAUGUUUGACCGAGGAAUGUAUGCUGGCCUGGUUGGUUGGUUGGUUUGGAGGAGGAGAAAGUGAGUUUGUUGUUGGAAUAAGGUCAGCCUUGGUGGGAAGGGGACUUGUUGCAUUAAUUUAUGCUGGAACUGGUAUAGUUGAAGGAAGUAAUUCAUCUUUAGAAUGGGAGGAACUGGAGCUGAAGACAUCUCAGGAUGCUAAUGAGGAGUCAAAGUCCGUUACAAAAGCUUCAUCCAUGAAAGCAAUCAAAAAGCGAAUGGAGAAAGAUGUUGAUGAAGUGGGAAAGAUUGCACGAAAUGUCAAAACAAAAUUAGAAGCAAUAAGCAAAGAUAACUCAGCCAAUCGACAGAAACCUGGAUGUGGAAAGGGAACAGGUGUUGAUCGAUCAAGGACAAAUAUGACAAAUGCGUUGACAAAAAAGUUCAGGGACCUAGUGAUUGAAUUCCAGACUCUGAGACAAAGGAUCCAAGAUGAAUACCGUGAGGUCGUGGAGCGAAGGCUCAUAACAGUCACAGGAACCAGACCAGAUGAAGAGACAAUCGACCACCUGAUAGAAACCGGUAACAGUGAACAAAUAUUCCAGAACGCUAUUCAAGAAAUGGGAAGAGGGCAGGUGCUGAAUACCGUGGAAGAAAUUCAGAUAUUUCCUGAGUAG